AAGACGAAGCGGCCCCGAUGUUUCCGAAAUAUGCCGAAGAUGCCAGACUGGCCAACAGGAAGCAACAAUAUGGCGGCGGCGCUAGCGCAGUUAGCCCGUGAGCUCGUCGUGGCGUGAACGCGGGCGAGCCGUCAUCAUGAGCCUCUGCGCGCAUUUUUUACGACAGGCAGAGGCCCUGAAGGCGGACAUGACAGACUCCAAACUGGCACCGGCCGAGGCAUGGACGUCCCGCCAGGCCCUGCAGGAUUUGUACCAGAAGAUGCUGGUCACUGACCUGGAGUACGCCUUGGACAAGAAGGUGGAGCAGGACCUGUGGAACCAUGCCUUCAAAAACCAGAUCACCACCUUGCAGAGCCAGGCCAAGAACCGGGCCAACCCCAACCGCAGCGAGGUGCAAGCUAACCUGUCACUGUUUCUGGAGGCGGCCAGUGGCUUUUACACUCAGCUGUUGCAGGAGCUAUGCAGCGUCUUCAACGUCGACUUACCGUGUCGCGUCAAGUCUUCGCGACUGGGGGUUAUCGGCAACAGACAAAACGGCGGCGACGGCGCCAUCGUGACGCCGCAGCCUAGCUCUUGCUCGUACAUCUGCCAGCACUGCCUGGUGCACCUCGGCGACAUCGCACGCUACCGCAACCAGACCAGCCAAGCCGAGUCCUACUACCGACACGCCGCCCAACUGGUCCCGUCCAACGGUCAGCCAUACAACCAAUUAGCUAUCCUGGCGUCCUCCAAGGGAGACCACCUGACCACCAUCUUCUACUACUGCCGCAGCAUUGCCGUCAAGUUUCCCUUUCCCGCCGCCUCCACCAACCUGCAGAAGGCGCUGUCUAAGGCACUGGAGAGCCGCGAGGAGGCGAGAGGCAAGUGGAGCGUGUCGGAUUUCAUCAAGGCCUUUAUCAAGUUCCAUGGCCACGUUUACCUGAGCAAGAGCGUGGAGCAGCUGGACGCUCUGAGGGAACGUCUGGAGGAGCAAUUUCAGAGGCUGAUCCUGCAGAAGGCCUUCAGCUCGCAGCAGUUGGUGCACAUCACCGUCAUCAACCUGUUCGAGCUGCAUCACCUCCGUGAGACUGCGGACGACGGCCAAUGGGCAGUUAGCUGGUUUCAGCUGCUUGGACUUUUUAUGUCCUUCCUGGGCCUCAUGUGCAGCCGGGUCCUGCUCAAUAAGAACUGCGGCGACGAGGAGGAGGAGGACGCGACAGGCGAGUGCCCCCUACCGGCCAUCAAAGUCUCUCUAGACUGGAUGCGCCUGAAGCCCGGCGUGUUCCGCGAGGCCGCCGUGGACCAGAGGCAACACGUCUGGCCGUGGCUGGUCUCCAUCCUGAACAGCUUCCAGCCCAAAGACCAGCACGUGUCGUCAUCCUCAGUAACGCCGCUGCCAGAAGAGUUUGAGCUUCAAGGCUUCCUUGCCCUCCGCCCGGCUCUCAGGUCAGUGGACUUCACCAAAGGUCACCGGGGCGUCCCAGUGGACCGCGACGCACUUUUGCUGCGCACACGUCACCAGAGGCUCGUAGCGCUGGGGAAGUGGAUCGCCGAUAACCAGCCGGGGCUCAUGCAGUGUCGCGCCGGGGAGGACGGCCUGCUCCUCUUCCUCAGCGACAUUCCCGAGCGAGCCAUCGAGGAGCCGGAGGAGAAGGAUCCCUGCGUGCUGCAGGAGGCAUCCAAUGGCGAGCAGGCGACGGGCGGCCUCAAGUCGGUGCUGUCAGCCGGAAAGACUCCCGGCUCCUGGUCGGACGGCGCCGAGCGGCCCGUGGUCACCUUCAAGGAAAACAUCAAACCUCGGGAGCCCGCCCGCGCCGCUCUCCCCAAGGAAGGCGGGAAGGACCGACGCGACUUCCCCAAAGGGAACGGGACGGCGCCCAAAAGCGAGCCCAAGAGAGACGGAAAGCGGAAGUGCGAGACCAAGAAAGCCGUUCAGGAGAAAGUUCCGGACGCUGGCAAACAGGUGAAAAGUCAGACUGAAGUGAGGAAGACUCCGGUGUCUGAGGCCAAGAAGGCUCCAGCAACUCCCCCUCAAGCUGCCGCGUGCUCUUCCCAAUUCAUCCCCAUCCACCAUCCUGGAGCCUUUCCGCCCCUGCCAAGUCGCCCUGGGUUCCCCCCAUCUGCUUUUGUCAUCCCUCCCCCGGUGGCGUUCCCGGGCCUGCAGGUGAAUCCGGGCUUCGCCUUCUCGGCCGGCGUGUCUGUGCCGGCGCCCUUCCUGCAGCCGGCCACGCAUACGCAGGCGGGCUCGCAGGUGGCCGCUGGGGGGAAGCAGUCCCACAUCCCGUACAGUCAACAGAGGCCCUCUGGGCCUGGCUCCUCAGCUCCGGGCCCUCAGCCACCGCCCUCCCAGCUGCAGGUGACGUCGCCCGCUAAGCCAGUCCAGCAGGUCGCCGUGGCCAAGAGUCCGCCUCACAUGCAGCAGGCUUUCCUGCAAGAUCCUCAGUUGUGGAGUCCAAAUCAAGCGGCGGCACUGCAGAAGCUUCCUGCGUCGGUCCAGAUGACACUCAAGCCGCAGAACUUCUACAUGCCGCCUCAGGAUGCUCUGAAAGUAUACGAGCAACAAAUGGCGCCGCAUGGCGCCGCCCUGGACAAGAAGAUGAAGUUCCCGCCCUAUUGGGACCCCUCCUUCCGGGUGGCGGAGGACAGGAUGAAGAGGGCUCCCUCGGCCGGGGAUCAGGAGACUGGCGGGCUCAGGGGAACCCCCUUUGAGGAGCCCAAAAGCUCGCCUCUCCUCCCUCCCGACUUGUUAAAAUCUCUGGCCGAUCUGGAGGAAGAGGACGAGCUGCUCUUUUCUAAGCCUCCCGAUUUCUUCCGGGUUCUGUCCGCUCCUCUUAGCUCGCUUCCCGGACCCAACAUGUUUCUCCCCAAUCCCAGCAGACAACCGGACGGCGGUCCCGACGCGCUCGGCCAGUCUGGUUCGCUCAUGCCCGUGCAGGAGUACAACCAAAACAGCAUCUUUAGCCAGGCGUACGGCAAGAACCUAGCAUCCGGCUCCAAGGAGAACACUCCAGUCAUGCACCAGGAGACUUCCUUGUACUCUCUGUUCGAGUGGACGCCGUGGUCGCCCUCGCUGCCCGCCAGCUCAGAUCACUCCACGCCGGCCAGCCAGUCGCCGCACUCGUCCAACCCGAGCAGCCUGCCAUCCUCGCCACCCACGCACAACCACGCGGCCGCGCCUUUUUCCAACUUCGGGCCAAUCGGAACGCCGGAUAGUCGCGAGCGCAGAACGCUGGACCGCUGGAAGGCCGACAAGCCAGGAGGCCUGAGCAGCUUGGGUCUGGACUAUCUGCCGGCUGCGGUCUCAGGUGCCGGCUGGCACCAAAACCCACCCGGCAGCAGUUCCUGGACCAAUCAGGAGUCUCCCAUGGAAGAGACGUCCUCCAGCGUGCUGCUGGACAGCUUCAAGUCCAUUUGGUCGAGCUCCAUGAUGCAGCCGGGCCCGUCGGCGCUGGAGCAGCUCCUGCUGCAGCAGAAGCAGAAACAACAACGAGGACACGGUAGCGUCAACCCACCGCACUGAUUGGCCGCAGCGGCCGUAACAAUUUAACCGACGCCGACGACCGGCGACGCACGGCAGAUGCCGGCGGGACGGGGAGCGACGCCCCCAAUGAGGCUCCACCCGAGGCCUACCGCACCGGGGAACGGCCGGAUGCCCGCAGCGGCCAUCGCAGCGCCGGCAAAACAUACUCUCACACACAACAAAAGCACAGGCAGAACAAGUUUGUCCGCGUCCGACGUCCUUCCGGGCUUUUCGGUGGCCGUCUUUGGCGAGUAUGAGGUAGGAGACCGGGACCCCGUGAGGUCGGGUGACCCGAGGUUGAAAUUCCGCACUUGACCUUUUCUUCUCUGGACGUGGAAAACUUAAUUCAAGGAGGGAAAGACACGGCCUAGUUAGUGAUUUUGUCGUCUUUUAGCCUGACGGCUGCUGUAUUAACCUCGCUCGCAUAUUAGCUCGCGUUAACUUUUCUCGCGUAAUUUCUCAAGCAGACGGGAAGUUGUCCGGACUGGGACUUUUUAACGGCGCCGCGCUUUUUAAGGUCAACGACAGCGCAGCCGUUUUAUUUUUAACGUAGGCGUCACCAGUCAAGAAGGUGGGCGCGUGACGGCUGAGCCAGAGCUCCGCGCCCUCUCGGGUGAAGAGGAAACGCUAACCGUGGCGGCCGUCGUCAACUUCCCGCUGCCGCUCGUAUGAACUUUUAAACUGUAAUAAUCUUGUGAUGAAGAUUCUGCUCCCUUUUUCUGUCCUUGCUGCCAAUAAAUUGGAAAUCUCUCAUGCUA
Molecule: messenger RNA, 4257 nt
Organism: Corythoichthys intestinalis (scribbled pipefish)
Lineage: Eukaryota; Metazoa; Chordata; Actinopteri; Syngnathiformes; Syngnathidae
Gene: smg7
Product: SMG7 nonsense mediated mRNA decay factor
Exons: 23
Coding region: 137-3499 (1120 amino acids)
Biological process (GO): nuclear-transcribed mRNA catabolic process, nonsense-mediated decay
Cellular component (GO): telomerase holoenzyme complex
Molecular function (GO): protein binding; telomerase RNA binding; telomeric repeat DNA binding
Source: RefSeq, a predicted model, not a curated record